AUGAGGUGGCUGGGGGAGCAAAGGAAGCUGCUUUUUAAUGAAGGCUACAGUGCUGUCGUGGUAGAAACCUUGUUCUGCUCUGGCUGCUCGAGGACACUUGGAAACAUCUACACGUGCACCCCAAAGCAUCUUGACUACAAGAGGGGUUUGUUCUGUUUCAGCGUUGAUUCUAUUGAAAGCUAUAUUCUAGGAUCCUCAGAAAAGCAAGCUCUUACUGAUGAGGAGCCGCUGACUCUUGAAAGUCAAGCUGUCUUGCAAGAGGUGCUGGAAAGGGCACACACUAUAUUAAAAGCUCUGGAGACAAGACUGACAGCUAUUGAGUCGUGUGUGGCUCCUCUGUCCAAGAAAGUCUGAAAGAAAUUACAUGUUUAACUGCUGAAGACUGGAGAAAGUGAAACUUGUCCUUGUAAUCCUCUGGGAUCAGUGGAAACAUUGGAAAAGCUGUCAGAGAGCUGAAAGACAUGAGUGGCUCAUGCUGUAGUGGAACAGUGCUGAGUAAGCAUCCUAGCCAUCCUAGCCAACCUCUUCUUUCUCUUAAAAGGAUACCCCAGAUAGAAAUAGAUUGUUUUUUUUCUUAAGCAAGACUUGUGAUAAAUCAAUCUGUAGACUUCUGGUUUAAUGUAAAUAUUUAUUUAAAUUUUUCUCUCUGAAAGCAAAGAAUUUAUCUCCUGACUUCCCUGAUAUUCAACAUCUACUGAACUGGGUGUGCAUUUUCCUAAAUCAAUGCAAAACCUCCCUGUGAUGCUGUGAUGUCUGAAGGAACAACAUUAAGUCACUUUUCGCUAUCUUGUCUCCACAGCCUUUGCUCAACUCAUGCUCAGAGACAGGAAUGGGCCAAAAACUAUGGUUUUGUGGUUUGUUAGUUUUGUGAGGUUUUUUUACAAGUUCAAAGCUAAAAUGU
This is a messenger RNA of Manacus vitellinus (golden-collared manakin), 901 nucleotides long. It is a transcript of the gene MIS18A, whose product is annotated as MIS18 kinetochore protein A. Bases 1 to 354 code for a protein of 117 amino acids. Gene Ontology annotation, cellular component: chromatin; nucleus; chromosome, centromeric region. The transcript is spliced from 4 exons. NCBI's taxonomy places the organism in Eukaryota, Metazoa, Chordata, Aves, Passeriformes, Pipridae. Gene Ontology annotation, biological process: CENP-A containing chromatin assembly; chromosome segregation. The record is from RefSeq and is a predicted model, not a curated record.